AAAAGCGUGGAACAUACAGUUCCGAACUUCUGAAAGUUCGGACGGCCAGAGUGGUAGAAUGCUUUUCGAAACGGUUGUGACGUAUCUAAGUUAGAUAACUGUGUGGUAUAGUGUGGUGGAGAUUCCGGCGAAGGCUCAACUGUAUAUUCCACGCCCUAAUGGCUCUCCUGACAAACCUCUAGGCUUCAAUGCUGUGGCUCCACCCCAUAUUUACACGUCCUUUCCCCUUGCCAGCCAAGGUAUACUCUAGGAACUUCUGGAGAUCUUCCGUCGCCUCACGCAUUCCGCAGUGGUAAUGGCUACGCUACAGACUACCAUAUGCAGCGUCAGGUGCAUGAUAACGCGACAUAGCAUUACUAAUUUUCCUAUACAAUCCCGCACCCCAGUUCCCCAAACCGGAGCUCUUGCUCAAUUUCUGACAGCCACUUCCAAUGAUAGAGCCGCGAGAUUCGUCUGCAGAGCCAGCACCAAGCCAGCGACGGUAGCGUCUCCGUCGCAAGAGCUAUCAGGCGAUCAGCUGCUGCAAUGGCUAGAAUGCAGAGCGAUGCUUGAAACUCUCGGUAUGGAGGAAGCUGCCGCCGAAACAGUGCUCGCGAAAGCCUUCGGAUGGACAGCCAGAUCGUACUGGCGAGACGAGAUCGUCAACGUCGUUCCAUCGCCUGAUCAAAUCUCGUCCGUUCUUUCUUUCCUCCGAGAAACGGCCAAAUUUCAGGAUGCCGAUUUCAAGAAAUACUUCGGAGAAUUUCCCCAGGUGUUGGCGUGCAGCGUGGAGAAGCGGUUGACGCCGAAUGUCGCGAAGCUGGACCGCGAAUGGCGGAUCAGCGGCGAUGCCCUGCGCGGUGUGCUGCUAAGGAACCCUCUGGUGCUCGGAUACACGCUUGACUGUAAAGGGGAUUGCGAAUCGGAAUGUGACUAUUGCUGGGCCCGUUUCUGAGGCGUUUUCAGUCAAAAUGAUGAGAAUAAUAUGGCAUACCCUGUGGGCUGUGGCUUCUGAAGCCAUUGAGAGCACCAGUGGCAUGUCUUAUUAUCUGGAACAGAAGUUGAUCACCUCCACGUGGCUUUGGCAGGUGGUAUUUCAAAUUAUUUCUCUUUCUUGGUGUGCGUACUACACUAAUGUGUACCAUACAACACUUCGACCAGCUGAAGAUGUUUGUUAGCUAAUACAACAAUUAGAGUCAU
This is a messenger RNA of Closterium sp. NIES-67, 1179 nucleotides long. The record is from the annotation of a GenBank genome assembly. Lineage: Eukaryota; Viridiplantae; Streptophyta; Zygnematophyceae; Desmidiales; Closteriaceae.